AGUUGGAAGCGUGCAGAUGGUCUGCGUUUGACCGGCGUCUGAUUUGUGUUGAUUUGCAGUGCUAUUAGAUGAGAAAAGUGAAAAAAUAGUGAUGUGAAGAAGAAAAUUAUCUCCUCGAAAGUCGUUGUAAUUGGUUGGUAAAGUGACUUGACUAGAUGAUUCGUGUCACGACGUGAAUUUCACGACGUUAGGUAUUUUGCAUAGAAGGAGCGCCAAAGUGAAGAAGUAGUGGUUCAUGUUCAUAGACAGUUUCUGUUCCUCUCAUGAAGUAAGGGGUGGGAAAGGGAGGAAGUAGUGCGAAGAAGGUUUUUCAUUUUUUUUUGUAUCGUUGGUCUGUGCUUCGCCUUGUGCAAAAAAGAGAGAGAAGCGCUCGGAUUCUCCUGCAUAUGCAUCAGCAGUAGGGCACUAGUGGUGAAAAGUAGCAAAAAUAACAACAAGAAUUACUACGAACGGUGAGCGCGAGAGCGUGUCCAACAAGAGAACUUGGCUCGUGGUAGCGUGAGAGAGUGGCGGUGUGAAUCUUCGUGCGUUUGGCUAAUCAACAGCAGAACGUCGAAUCUCGUGAGCAAGGAGAGAAACAGGUUGCCAAAAAUACCGCCCGUUUUGCGUAUUGUGUACAAAGAAGAAAAGAGAUUUCCGAGGUGCGCGCGUAAAUCGGCGCUAGGGAUCAGCCGAGAAGGGUGUUGUUUCAUUCAUGGAAGGACAAACGUUAAUUUUGCCGGAUGGAGGAGGAGAUGAAGGGGGAGGAGGUGGUGGCACGGAAGAAUUGCGCGCUUUCGCUUCCGUUGGGGAAGAUGAAGGCAGAAGCAAAUCCACCGGGAAGGGUCAACCCGGUCAGCCUCCAUUGCAAUCUCAUAGUGGUAAUAAGAAACAACAGAACAAGCAUUUCUCGCGGCAGCAGAACAAGAGUAAAAAGUGGAAAAUGAACAAAUUUAGGCGCAAUCAAAAGGAUGGCAUUGGUGGUGGGAAGAAGAAGGACCAAGCAAAAGGAUUGGAUUGUGUUUUAGCCGGAGGGAAAGGGGAUGAAAAACAAAACCUGUCCGGGACGAACACGGAAUCCAAACAGCAACAAGGGAAGAACAAACACUUGAACAAGAAUAGCAAUAGUCUGAUGCUAGCGAGAACGAAACGAUUGCAAUCGGUUUCGAAGUUCUUCCUUCCGGAUAAACGUCCUAGGAAGGACUGCAUUAUUCCUCCGACGAAGUUUCUGCUUGGUGGAAACAUAUCGGAUCCGUUGAAUUUAAACAGUUUGCAGAAUGAAUCGGAGAAUGCAGUAACCCCUAAAUCGUCACCCAUUCCGACUCCUCCGCAUUAUAAGAAUAAGAUCGAAGUCAUCAUUCCGCCAAACAUUAAUGAUCCGCUGCAUCUGUUGGAUCCGGUUGAUUCUGUUGAGUAUGAAAUGCAACUGUGCUCACCAAUGAAGAAGAAGCAGAGGGCCCGGAAUAAGCGGAAGCGUAAGUCCAAAUCUGACAAGAACAACCAAAGUUUGGAUAGUAGUACUGGAAAUGCUGGGGUUCAACUUGGCACCAGCGUUUCCGAAGCGGAAGCAACUACAGCCGAAGAAGCUCAAAUGGAAGCGCCUGGAUGCACUGGAAAAAUCACAGAACCACCUCUGGAAGGUGGAAAUACCGGAGAUCGAGAUAAGGCCACCCGUUGCUUGCGACUGGAUUUGGAGAUUUGCAGAAAGCGACGGAUUAGUGAAACCACUUGUGCUAGUAAGAAUAAGGUGCGUAGAAUGGAUUCGAUGGAUAAGAUUGUUAGUCCGGUAAUCCCUCAACCAGGCGCUUGGAAGCGUGGACAUUGGCCGACUUUGCCCGUUGGCGGACGAAACCGUACUCGAACACAAUCAUGUACUUCCAACAGUGAUGAACCUCCUGCAAAGCUCGCAGCCCCUGAUGGGGAAGUGACUACGGAAACACCUCAACCUGCGGAACCACCGGUAGUGCAGGCUAAAAGUUCAGAACCAUUGGUCGAACCAACUCCGAAUAAAGCUGAGAAAGAGGCUAAAAGUAAGCCGCAGGAAGAUACCAAAUAUCACUACGGUAAUUACGAUCGAUACUACGGGUAUCGUAAUCUGAACGAGUUUAUCGACGUUCGAUUGAAAGUAUUCUUACGCAAUCCGUACCUAUUUCGCGAUAAGGACGUUCUCGAUAUUGGAUGCAACGUAGGGCUGAUGACAAUUGCGGUGGCAAAAAUGUUGCACACUAAAAGCAUCACUGGUAUCGAUAUCGAUGGUAAACUAAUAGCCAAAGCAAGGCGAAACCUAACGACGCACGUCAGAAUUCCGCCAGAGGAACCAAAAUCCACAGAAGAAGGGAAGCCGGUUGCCGAGAAGAGGAAAAGGAAGGUGUCCAAAAAGUUGUCGUCUGAGGAAGAAAAGCUGCCAGCUAAAGAAGAAAGCAGUGCCGAGGUGAAGAAGGAACCAGAUGAUCAACCGACGGCGGAGACUUCAUCCAAAGGUGGUUCCGCUACAAAGAAGGGGCCACAGUCGAUCCGCAGGAGAUUUUCCGGGCGCCAUGGGCAUGGAAAACACCACCACCAUCAUCAGUAUCACCAUCAUCAGAAGAAAGAUCCCAAGAAAGGACGUUCGGAAUUCUUUCCGAUUUCGUUCCCGCUAUCGCUUGGCAAUGUCGGUGCCAAGGAGUGUCGAUUGACCAUGGCCGCAUCGGAUAACAAGUUUCCGAAUAAUGUUAUCUUCAAAACGAUGAACUACGUACUCAAGGACGAGUCACUUAUAAACUACGAUACUCAACAGUAUGAUCUGAUUAUGUGCUUGUCGGUUACCAAGUGGAUUCAUUUGAACUUUGGGGACACCGGCCUGAAGACGGCAUUCAAGCGUAUGUUCAACCAUCUGCGUCCGGGUGGAAAAUUGAUCCUCGAAGCACAAAAUUGGGCAAGCUACAAAAAGAAGAAGAAGCUGACGGAUACAAUUUGCGAAAACUACAAAAACAUUGAGUUUUUCCCGAACAGAUUUCAUGAUUAUUUACUAAGUCCCGAGGUUGGUUUCAGUCACAGUUACCCACUGGGUAUCCCUAGGCACCUGAGCAAGGGUUUUCGGAGACCGAUUCAGCUAUACGUAAAGGGUGACUUUACCCCGAGUCAGGCUCAGUGGAGUGACACAUACCAUCCACAGACGCCAUACGUCAAUCACCACAAUAUCUACACAGACAUAACCACCCCGACGCAGAACCACUGCAUCUGGGGCUCGACAACACCGUAUCAACCGAGCUAUAGCACCCGUUGUACACCGUCGCACAGUUUCAUGGCCACGUCACCAUAUUACAAUCCAAGGCAAACGGACAGCUACCGGCCAAGCUACGAUGCGGGCAAUCGUCGUGGUAGCUACUGUUUCGCUUCGCCGCUCUACUCCACGACCUGGUCGCCACCGUCGGAUCUGCGAAAUCGUCGAUCCGCUUCCAGCACGCCCAAUUCGGCCAGUAUUAGAAGCGCAGAAAACGACGAACAAUACGCACAACAGCAUCGCCCACAUGUAUAUCCUCCCAUGGAGGUUUUUUCUUUGGAAUCGGCCGGACGAUCGAUUGUACCCGGUUCGGCCAGCGUACGGCAAACAGAUUCCGAUUCGGAACCAUCGUCAAAUUCGGCACCACAAACCCCGACUCGCUCGCAGUACGAUGUGGACCAAUCGUCAAAUUCACCCAGCACUACGCACUCCCAACCGGACAAGUAGACAAGUGUACCUUUAUUUACUACAGGUUUCAGUUUUUUUUAUAAUACGUUGUUGAAAUAUUUUCCAUAUGCUGUGAUUAAAAUGGAUUUUCUCAAAUUUGGCAAAUAUUAACGAAAUUUCACAGAAUAACCAACAGUUGCUUCGAAACUAGUCCGUUUGCUUCGUGGAACUUAUUUUUCUGGUAUCACGGAAAAUACAGCAUCUAGUGUAGAUUAAAAGUUGCCCACAAAACAAUAGUUGUCUUCUAGCUGAUGCAUCUCAAAUCAUUUGCUUUUAGGAUAGGAACGAGGAGUAGUUGUUGUAUAUAGUUGAUAAGAGGAUAAAUCUUAGGUAUUUGUCGAUGAAUAACGAUAAAUGAAGUAC
Molecule: messenger RNA, 4051 nt
Organism: Ochlerotatus camptorhynchus
Lineage: Eukaryota; Metazoa; Arthropoda; Insecta; Diptera; Culicidae
Gene: bin3
Product: bicoid-interacting protein 3
Exons: 5
Coding region: 695-3688 (997 amino acids)
Biological process (GO): snRNA modification
Molecular function (GO): O-methyltransferase activity; snRNA binding; RNA methyltransferase activity
Source: RefSeq, a predicted model, not a curated record